AUGACAGAUCCGAAUCGCCUCAAGGCCUCGCCUUGGCCACAGGCCCUGCUGGCCGUCGAAGAGCGGCGGGCGUCUGCUGCGCCCAGGAGCACUAUCCUGCACAAUGUGGUGCUCAACUCCUGUGCCAAAGCCCAAAAGUGGCGACACUGUCUGCAGCUGCAACACGAAAACGGCUUCGGCAACCUUGUGAGCCAGUCGACAGUCAUUGCCGCCGAGGCACAGGUCAACAGGUGGUGCAAUGCCCUUGAGCGACUGGCGCCUGCAUGA
Molecule: messenger RNA, 267 nt
Organism: Symbiodinium necroappetens
Lineage: Eukaryota; Dinophyceae; Suessiales; Symbiodiniaceae
Source: the annotation of a GenBank genome assembly